Messenger RNA from Frieseomelitta varia, 521 nucleotides. RefSeq lists its product as uncharacterized. Gene Ontology annotation, cellular component: plasma membrane. The annotation marks the transcript as partial. The record is from RefSeq and is a predicted model, not a curated record. Gene Ontology annotation, biological process: detection of chemical stimulus involved in sensory perception of smell; sensory perception of smell. Lineage: Eukaryota; Metazoa; Arthropoda; Insecta; Hymenoptera; Apidae. The transcript has 4 exons. Gene Ontology annotation, molecular function: odorant binding; olfactory receptor activity.
CAUUAAUACGUGUCAUGAUACGGGCGCAUCAAAUUCUCACCGGCUACCAGUGCUGCUCUCAUUUGUGCUUAUGCAUUUUCGGAGGGCUUCUGAUUUGGUUCACCGCAGCGAGGUUCGAGUGUCUGGCCGUGGAGCUGCAGAGCAACACGAAUGUUCGUACGUUGAUCGCAUGCAUUCAGAAACAGUUACGUUUAAAGAGAUACACGGAAGAUGUGAUUACUUGCUUUCGUUUCAUGGUACUUUUUGUUGUAGCGUUAUGCUCAUUCCUCAUGACACUGUGCGCCGUCAUAAUGGCCAUGAAUACACCGAUAAACGUGAAAUUGAUGUUCCUGCUGCUCAACAUGUAUUUCCUCAUGUAUCUCUAUAUGUAUGCAUGGCCAGCUGAUUACAUGAAAGACAUGAGUUUGAGCCUCUCGAGAAGUGUGUACGAUUUAACGUGGUAUGAACAAACGCUGGGAAUGCAGAAGAACCUACUGUACGUGAUGAUGUAUCAGAAACCAGUGACUCUUUCUAUCAAAUGU